UCAUUAUUUGCUACCUUCUCAGCUCCUCCUAUUCUACCAAUUCAUGAACUACUCGUGUGUCCUUUUCAGAAUGUCCAUUCCCCAUAAUAUAAAUACAGCAAUCCCUCUAACAUUUCACAUCUCCCUCAAGAGAAACAAGAGUUAGUUUUGUUCUAGUUUUGGAGCAAGAAGUUUGUGGUUCUGUUAUUUUUCUCCAUCCAUCUUCUUCCCUUCCUUCCUUUGUUCCUUUCUUUUCUUCUUAUCUAUCUUAUAUAACCAUGGUUAAGCAAGCAGAGAUGGAGCAGCAGCCAAGAAAGACUACCAUGUCCAACAACUUCAGCAGCAACAACAACAGCAACAGUAAAGAAGAUAAAGAUAGAUAUCUUGGGAUGGCAGUUCAUAGCCAAGUCAAGAAAAUCAAGCAAGAAAUGGAGAAAUUCAAGCAUCCUGCUCUUCAGCAGCCAGAGAUGAGACCAGUUCUUAAAGAAAUCACCCUCAUGAGUCGGCAACAGCGCUCAAGAUCACCCUUGGGAUUGGCUGAAAAUAGACCUAUUUCUGUUGGAAACUAAAUAAUCAUAUUAGAGACAGUGAUUUCAUCUUCCUUGUACCUGCUUUCUUCCUCUUCUUCUUCUUCUGUUUUUCCCCCCUUUUGUCUUAUGGGUUUUUCUAGCUUUUCUUUUUUUUUUUUUCUUUUUGGGGUUAAUCAGAUGUACAUAUUUAGAUGAGAAGCACUAAUACCCUCUUUCCAGUCUUCUUUGUGGUGAUGGGAUGAGUGCAGCUUCAUCAGUUUCUUAUAAUAUAACUUGAAAUUUUGCAGAGA
Coffea eugenioides is the source of this 799-nucleotide messenger RNA. RefSeq lists its product as uncharacterized. The record is from RefSeq and is a predicted model, not a curated record. Bases 258 to 548 code for a protein of 96 amino acids. The transcript has a single exon. NCBI's taxonomy places the organism in Eukaryota, Viridiplantae, Streptophyta, Magnoliopsida, Gentianales, Rubiaceae.